Metarhizium album ARSEF 1941 is the source of this 1188-nucleotide messenger RNA. RefSeq names its product Six-bladed beta-propeller, TolB-like protein. The record is from RefSeq and is a predicted model, not a curated record. NCBI's taxonomy places the organism in Eukaryota, Fungi, Ascomycota, Sordariomycetes, Hypocreales, Clavicipitaceae. Bases 1 to 1188 code for a protein of 395 amino acids. The transcript has 3 exons.
AUGUCUAACCUGCGAUCCAUCUGGGCCGUGCUGUUCACGGCAGUUCUGUCGUCAUUCCUGUACUUCCGCGGUCGGGAGCUUCUCAUGAUAUAUACCAAUGCUCCAAGCCGCCUGCCGGAGAUCAACGCCUUUGCGCGCCACGAGAUUAAAUUUGCCGAUCAGGUGAGAAGCUGUGAAGAUGUACUCGUGCUGGAGGGUCGUGGUUUGGCCCUUCUGGCGUGCGAUCCUGGAAGAGAGCGAUGGAACACAGUCAUGGGCAUCUUUCUCCCCGGCCCUGUAGUCAGUGCCAGUCUCUACGUGUACGACUACAAAGACGCCUCUCGACCCGACGCUAGCUCUCUCAGACACGUCGACGUGGUCGACUUUGCCGGCAAGGCCGACUUUCACACCCUAGGCAUGGCAUACGACGAGGAAACAUCCACCUUGUUCGCUGCCAACCACGCCAAGGCCGGCCCCAGAAUCGAAGUCUUCAACCUCGACCUUGAUCAACUCGUGGCCACCCACGCCGGAACCAUCCAGCACCCGCUCAUCCAUGGUCCCAACUCGAUAGCUCUUGUCAGCAGCAGAGAGUUCUACGUGUCCAACGACCACUACUUCCUGGCCAGGCAGUCGAGGCUCCUGUCGCGAGCAGAAACCUUUCUGGGCCUCCCCCUCGGGACUGUCGUGCACGUCAAGCUGUCCAAAGACAAGCCCGCCGAUGUAGAAGAAGCCAAGGUUGUCGCCCGCGUUGGUUUUGCAAACGGCGUCGAGAUUCUCAACAGCACCACCGUCGCCGUGGCCGCAACCAGCCAGAGCGCCGUGUACCUGUACGAGCGUCGCCAAAAUGCCUCUCUUGCGUACAAGAAGUCCAUUCAGCUGCCCUUCUUGCCGGAUAACCUAUCUGUUCACGGGGGAAAGCUCAUCAUUGCAGGUCACCCUCAUUUCCCCUCACUUGUGAAAUUUACCGCGACCCGACACAUCUGCAAUGACGCGGCAGAACUGGCAAAGGCAAAUGACGAGAUGAGGCAGUACUGCAGGGAAGGUAAGGCCGCUUCUUGGGCUGCGGAAUGGAGUGAGGAAGAUGGACUGAAGAACCUGUAUGUCGGCACGGAAUAUCCCUCCAGCGCGACGGCGGCUAGAGAUUCGAGGAGAGGCGUGGGCAUUAUUUCGGGGUUGUAUGCCAAAGGAAUCCUGGUUUUGAGGGAUUGA